Molecule: messenger RNA, 4483 nt
Organism: Hipposideros armiger (great roundleaf bat)
Lineage: Eukaryota; Metazoa; Chordata; Mammalia; Chiroptera; Hipposideridae
Gene: SLC26A9
Product: solute carrier family 26 member 9
Exons: 21
Coding region: 100-2475 (791 amino acids)
Biological process (GO): transmembrane transport
Cellular component (GO): membrane
Source: RefSeq, a predicted model, not a curated record
GCACACCUCUGGAACACCUUUCAGCUGCCUGCUCCCCAGACACACCUGCAGCCCUGCCCAGCCAGCUCUGCUCACCCACCGCGUGUAAAUGCCCCAGACAUGAGCCAGCCCAGGCCUCGCUACGUGGUAGACAGAGCCGCAUACUCUCUCACCCUCUUUGACGAUGAGUUUGAGAAGAAGGACCGGACAUACCCACUGGGAGAGAAACUUCGCAAUGCCUUCAGAUUUUCCUCAGCCAAGAUCAAAACCGUGGUGUUUGGGGUGCUCCCUGUGCUCUCCUGGCUCCCCAAAUACAAGAUCAAAGACUACAUCAUCCCUGACCUGCUUGGCGGCCUCAGCGGUGGAUCUAUCCAGGUCCCACAGGGCAUGGCGUUUGCCCUGCUGGCCAACCUUCCUGCCGUCAAUGGCCUCUACUCCUCCUUCUUCCCCCUCCUGACCUACUUCUUCCUGGGGGGUAUCCACCAGAUGGUGCCAGGUACCUUUGCCGUUAUCAGCAUCCUGGUGGGUAACAUCUGUCUGCAGCUGGCCCCAGAGUCAAAAUUCCGGGUCUUCAACAAUGCCACCAACGAGAGCUACGUGGACACGGCAGCCAUGGAGGCCGAGAGGCUGCACGUGUCAGCGACACUAGCCUGCUUGACUGCCAUUAUCCAGAUGGGCCUGGGCUUCGUGCAGUUCGGAUUUGUGGCCAUCUACCUCUCUGAGUCCUUCAUCCGGGGCUUCAUGACAGCCGCUGGCCUGCAGAUCCUGAUCUCGGUGCUCAAAUACAUCUUCGGCCUGACCGUCCCCUCCUACACAGGCCCAGGGUCCAUCGUCUUUACCUUCAUUGACAUUUGCAAAAACCUCCCCCACACCAACAUCGCCUCGCUCAUCUUCGCCCUCAUCAGUGGUGUGUUCCUGGUGCUGGUGAAGGAGCUCAAUGCUCGGUACAUGCACAAGAUCCGCUUCCCCAUCCCUACCGAGAUGAUUGUGGUGGUGGUGGCAACAGCUAUCUCUGGGGGCUGUAAGAUGCCCAAAAAGUAUCACAUGCAGAUCGUGGGAGAGAUCCAACAUGGGUUCCCUACUCCCGUGUUGCCUGUGGUUUCGCAGUGGAAGGACAUGGUUGGCACAGCCUUCUCCCUGGCUAUCGUGGGCUAUGUCAUUAAUCUGGCUAUGGGCCGGACCCUGGCCAGCAAGCAUGGCUAUGAUGUGGAUUCUAACCAGGAGAUGAUUGCCCUGGGCUGCAGCAACUUCUUUGGCUCCUUCUUUAAAAUCCAUGUCAUAUGCUGUGCUCUCUCUGUCACCCUGGCUGUGGAUGGAGCUGGAGGAAAAUCCCAGGUGGCGAGCCUGUGUGUAUCUCUGGUGGUGAUGAUCACCAUGCUGGUCCUGGGGUCCUAUUUGUAUCCUCUCCCCAAGUCUGUGCUAGGAGCCCUGAUAGCUGUCAACCUCAAGAACUCCCUCAAGCAACUCGCCGACCCCUAUUACCUGUGGAGGAAGAGCAAGCUGGAUUGUUGCGUCUGGGUGGUGAGCUUCCUCUCCUCCUUCUUUCUGAGCCUGCCUUAUGGUGUGGCAGUGGGUGUCGCCUUCUCCAUCCUGGUUGUGGUCUUCCAGACCCAGUUUCGAAAUGGCUACGCUUUGGUUCAGGUCAAGGACACGGACAUGUAUGUGAAUCCCAAGACCUACAAUAGGGUCCAGGAAAUCCAGGGGAUUAAGAUCGUCACUUACUGCUCACCUCUCUACUUUGCAAAUUCGGAGAUCUUCAGGCAAAAGGUCAUUGCCAAGACGGGUGUGGACCCCCAGAAAGUAUUGCUGGCCAAGCAAAAAUACCUCAAGAAACAGGAGAAGGGGAAACUGAUGCCCACGCAACAGAGGAAGUCUCUAUUUAUGAAAACCAAGACUGUCUCACUGCAGGAGCUCCAGGAGGACUUUGAGAACCCCUCCCCAACCGACCCCAACAACAACCAGACACCUGCUAAUGGCGCCAGUGUAUCCUACAUCACCUUCAGCCCUGACAGCCCCCCAGCUGCCCACCGUGAGCCGCCCGCCUCUGCUGAGGCCCCCAGUGAGCCCACUGACAUGCUAGCCAGCGUCCCGCCCUUCGUCACCUUCCACACCCUCAUCCUCGACAUGAGUGGGGUCAGCUUUGUGGACUUGAUGGGCAUCAAAGCCCUGGCCAAGCUGAGCUCCACCUAUGGGAAGAUCGGUGUGAAGGUCUUCUUGGUGAACAUUCAUGCCCAGGUGUACAAUGACAUUAGCCAUGGAGGCGUCUUUGAAGAUGGGUGUCUACAGCGCAGCCAUGUCUUUCCCAGCAUACAUGACGCAGUCCUCUUUGCCCAGGCAAAUGCCAGAGAAGUGGCCCCAGGACACGGCUUCCAAGGGGCUCCAGUGGACCCUGAACUCUCCUUGUAUGAUUUGGAGGAAGAGAGCCCCACCUACUGGGACUUGGAGCAGGAGAUGUUUGGGAGUAUGUUUCGCGCAGAGACUCUGACCGCCCUGUGAGGGCCCAGCGGUUCCCACGCUGCCCAGAGGGCCUGGCACCUGGGACUUCUUGAAGGAUGCGCCUGGGAUCACGGCGGGUGGCGGGCAGAGGAGAACACCUCCACCAGGACUUCUGUUCCUCUCUCUCCACUUCUUCCUCCUCUCUCGUUCCCCUGCCUCCCUCGUGGCAUCUCUAGAGCAAGCCAAUCUCAGCAGCAGGGAGGGCCACCUCUUCAUCCUUCCGCUGACCCUCAGGACUCUGGCCAGCAAUGAGCAAGCCUCCUGCUCACGCCACUGUACCCAUCCCUGCCCUGUCUGUGGCAGCUGACGGGAGUCCCUAACUGCCGGACUUGAAGCAUGAGCCACUAACAGAAGAGGAAGUAUGACUGCUGACCUAGAGUGCAAGCUUUGAGAGUGUCCUUGGGCUUGCAUGACUUAGUGUCAGAUGAUGUCACGCUGUCACAAGACACAGGGAUGGACUUGCUUAAGACUCUGUGGCUUGCCCCCUCCAGCUGUCAACUCUGUUCCUGGCAGCUCUACACCUCUGGGACCAUGUGCUUCCUAUAACCCAAGAAUCUCUGUCUUGUUUACUGCGACCCCUUCCUCCUCAUCUCCAGGCUGCUGGGACCUCCAUCCUAUUCAGCACAUCAGACUCAAGACUGGGGAGUAGCCAGGGCCCUCAAGGUCACCAAAGCUACCUCCCCAGAGGCAGUCCACCAAGGUAGCUGCCCCAGCCUCCUGAAACAUUGUCACUCCCGCUGCCCUCAGGGGCUGCUCCCUUCCAGUAGAGAUGUAGAAACCCAAAAGGGAAAGGAGGAUUCUGCCAGCCUAGCAACAGGUACUAAUUAUUCUGCAUAAAAGCUUUUGGGAAUCCCUCUUUGUACUGGGGACUUGGAGGAGGGGAGGGUGCUAAUGCCAACUUAUAGCAAAUUGGUAGGACCUGGGUCCUAACAGUCCCCCUGACGUCAGAGCCCAUCAGGGAAAGGCCUCCCCAAGGUGGGAAAUCUGCCUUGUCCUCUUUACUUGGCAAUUAAUUUAACUCUCAGUUAUCAGCUUGGGGACUGAAUCCUUCAGCCAGGAAACGGAAGAAACCCCCCAAGGACCAGCUGCAUCUCCCGACUAGUUGCCUAACAUGGAGAAGGGCUGACCCAAAUUGGGUCUUCCUCCAUAGGGAUUCCUUAACGAACUCAGGACCUGAGGCCACCUCCUUCUAGGAAAGAUGAGAAGAGGGGUUAAAUUCUCUAUGUAUAUAAGGAGGUAAUUAGAGGCCCCCCCACUGUGACUUGAAAAUAAAUAGGUUCCAUGUGCAAACACUUGGGAAAAUUCCCAUGAACAUGCACAGAAAACCUUUUGGCCUCUCGCCACCGCUUCUUCCAAGCUCCUUCAGCUUCAUGACCCCUACCCAACAGGUUGGGCUGGCCCAGCCUAGAAAAAUGUCCUAAAUCCUAACUUCAGCCUGACCUGCAUUGUGUGCCUGUGUAUUAAGUGAGCUGUUCAGCUAGCAAGUCUUCUUAGAAUUAAAGGAGAGGGUGCUGGCAAAGAGCCAACAGAUUCUUGGCCUAAGAGCAUGGUUCUCUGUGAAUUCAUUGUGCCAUCUGUCUGCCAAUGGAACUCAAAACUUGGAAGGUUGAAGACAACGUUAUCUGGGAUUCACCAUGCCCAGCACCCAAAGUGCCAAAUUCCAGGAGGACAAGACCUUAGCCAAUGUCAACUCACUCUCCCCUACUCUACCUCCUUCAAAGUCUAGCUCAGGCCUAGCAGGUGGGGAAAGGUCACAAAGCCUCAGGACAUCCCAAGUUAAAAGGAUCCUUUUGAACCAAGUAUCUAGAUCCCUUUAGGAAUUAAUAAAGUCACUAUUAACUUCCAAGGCAGCCCCAGGCCUAAAUGGGAUUGCUGACUCACAAUGGCCUAUAUUUGGGGCUUAAGUAGGGAUCCUGCAACAUGUCCAAGGUUAUAUGAGGUCUGACAACUAAGUUAGCAAACUUGUUGCAACAAUGAUAUCAGAGGGGUUAUUCAUUAUGAAUUUGUA